CUGUUUCCCUGCCUCGAGUUUGUUGGUGUGGUUGCUAGGAUACCGGAUGUUAAUGCGUUUAGAUACCUCCCAGAGAUAAAUUGGCUUUAAGUGUCGCUCUGAAAACUAAGUUAAAAGUGCCUAAAAAUGUUAGACACAGAGGGAGACCACGACGGUGAAAAGCCAAAGGGCGUAUUUUCUACCUUAAUGGCCGACGGGGAAUGGCUGUACGUGAAAGGAGAGUAUAAAAAGGCUAUAGAAAGCUUCACAACGGCACUGACUUUAAAACCUGGUGAGAAGAACUGCUAUGUCGGCCGAUCCAAAUGUUACCUGAAGAUGGGUCAAGCUGAAAACGCUUUAAAGGAUGCAGAGUCUUCACUCAAAGAAGACAAGACAUUUUUCGAGGGAUUGUACCAGAAGGCAGAGGCUUUAUACUAUAUGGGAGAAUUUGAAUUUGCACUGGUGUUUUACCACAGAGGACAAAAGCUACGUCCACAAAUACAGGAGUUCAGACUGGGUAUCCAAAAAGCACAGGAAGCCAUAGAAAACUCUGUUGGCAGCCCCUCUGUAAAACUGGAGAUUAAGGGAGACCUAUCAUUUCUCCAGAAAGAUGAGGAGGGGGCACAGCCAAUUACUGCUAUUCAGCAUCUGACGAAGGAGAAAAAACAGCAGACACAGAAGACCCCUAAAAGUGAGAAGACAACCAAACAACUGCUGGGAGAGUUUUACAGUGACAAGAAAUAUCUAGAAAACCUGCUGAAAGAUGAAGACUUGGUCAAAGGCAAGACGAAGGGCGGGGAACAACUGCAGGACGUCAUUCAGAGCUGCCUGACAUACCUUGACACUUGCACCGAGUUCUGGAACCAGGAGAAACCCAUCUGCGCACGGGAAAGGGACCAUAAGCUCAUGCAACAAAAAUGUAGCAAGCUCCAUCCCAGUGCACCCUCUGAACCUGCCCAGUUUCUGCUUAAGAGCCUGGAUGACAUUGAUGCAGACUUGACAUCUGGAAAUGCAGAGGGUAGUCUCAAGAAGGCAAAAGAAGUCAUGAGGACUGUACAGGGAUGGUCAGAGAAGGAGGUACCUAAUAAAAAAGAAGUUCUGGGAAGCCUGCACAGUUGCAUUGGGAAUGCUUUGAUUGACCUGGGAGAUAUGGACAAAGCAUUAGACCACCAUCAAAAAGACUUGGAGCUGGCUAAACAGUGCAAACUCCCAGAAGCAAUGUCCAGGGCACUGGACAACAUUGGUCGAGUCUAUGCCCGAAUUGGACAGUUCACACAGGCCAUUGAGUUCUGGGAAAAGAAGAUUCCCCUGAUACGUGGUGGUCUGGAGAAAACCUGGCUGUUUCACGAGAUUGGUCGGUGUCACCUGGAGCUUAAUCGCUACAAAGAGGCCAGAGACUAUGGCGUCCGUUCAGUUGCUGCAGCUGAUGAAAUUGCUGAUGAGAAAUGGCAGAUAAAUGCCAGUGUGUUGGUGGCACAAUCAGAAAUGAAACUUGGAAACUUUGAGUCCUGUGUUGCCAGCUUUGAGAGAGCCUUGACCUACGCCAAACUGCAAGAAGACGACUCUGCCAUGAAUGCCAUUCAGAAGGCUCUUGAUGAAGCAAAGCAACAUCUAUCGCAAUGAAGAUGUAUCCAGUAAAGACUGAGUACAUCCUGAAGAGAAGAACAGGAACAGUUGUUUAAAAUGCAUGGAGUAUCAGUAUUUUGACAUGCUGAAAAAGUUUUAUGGGCACUUUCACUUGGUGUAUUUGAAUUUGAGAUGUUCGAGUGUUUCCAUUGAAAAAUUGUAAAAAAAAACAAAACAAAACAGGCUGAUGAAUAAAACCCAGUGUCUGCUUACA
Messenger RNA from Lates calcarifer (barramundi perch), 1819 nucleotides. It is a transcript of the gene odad4, whose product is annotated as outer dynein arm docking complex subunit 4. The coding region runs from base 127 to 1602 and encodes 491 amino acids. Gene Ontology annotation, cellular component: cytoplasm. Gene Ontology annotation, molecular function: protein binding. The record is from RefSeq and is a predicted model, not a curated record. Lineage: Eukaryota; Metazoa; Chordata; Actinopteri; Centropomidae. The transcript has 11 exons.